Molecule: messenger RNA, 3422 nt
Organism: Gossypium raimondii (Peruvian cotton)
Lineage: Eukaryota; Viridiplantae; Streptophyta; Magnoliopsida; Malvales; Malvaceae
Product: receptor-like serine/threonine-protein kinase ALE2
Exons: 11
Coding region: 520-3225 (901 amino acids)
Biological process (GO): protein phosphorylation
Molecular function (GO): ATP binding; protein kinase activity
Source: RefSeq, a predicted model, not a curated record
CAGUCAAGCAAUCCAUGUGAAACAGUUGAGCCAAAUAUACCCCCAACAACAAUUCUCCCUCUAUCACUGAAAAGUGUCUUAGACCAGGCUCCUUUUAAGUUUACUGUUCUGCUUUGAUCAGCUCCAGUAAAACUUUGAUUUUUUUGGAUAAUUAUAGUUACCUUUAGUCACUUCUACUGAAAAAAGCUGUUUUCUUCCAUUAAAUUAUGUCAAUCUUCUUAUUAGUCUUUAAUAAAGGGAUAACCUGAUUUUUUUGGUUACCAAAUCCCUGGCUCUUUUAUUUUUAUUUUUUUGAGGUGUACCAUUAGUGGGUCUUCUUUUGUACUCUCAAUAAAGCCGUAUAAUUUUUGUUCCUUCAAGUUAUAAAUAUAUACCCAUGUUUUGCUUCAGGGUGUUGUUUCAGUUUUCACUGCUUUGUUUCUCUUAUCUUUUUCUUGCUUUAAUGCUUGGCUAAGAGGCCUGAGAGAGGGAUGGAACUUUUUUGAGAUUGAAUUCCAGCUUUUUUGGAAGUGAAAAAAAAUGGGGUUUCAGUUUCAAUUUAUUCUCCUGCUGGUGACAAUAUGUAUAACUUUGAGUGCCAUGUCAGUUGAUGGAUCAUCAGUAAGAGCUUCAUGGACGCCGCCAAUAGUAAUGCCAGCAGAAGCACCAACCAUUCAUCCUAUCGGGCUAGGUCCACCACCAUCGACGCAACCAGAUCCAGCACCCUCUCUGACACCAACUACUCCCAGCUUUGGCAGGACAAGAAAUGGAAAGUUGGCUGCUGUCCCUUCUAGCAAAGUGUUCCAUCAUUCAUCAUCUUCCAUGGAUCACUCUCCAACUAAAGCCAUCCAUCCGCACCAUGCCUUGAAGCCUUCAAGUAUUUCGGUUGCACCUACUGCACCAUCUUUUGGACCCCCUGCAAAGAGUUGGAUGCAUGGUCCUGCAUCCUUACCUUUGGUCCCGUUUCAUAAGCAUCAUCAUGCAAGGAAACAUUUCAGAAACUCUGCUCCUCGACCCUCCUAUUCAAUUCAUCAACCUGCUUACAGGCAGCAAGUUCCUCCCGUCUCUCCUUCUCAAUAUCCCACUCCCAGCUGGGUUUCACCUGCACCAUCACCUACUGCCACGUCAAACUACUUUCAUAAUAUGCCCAUUCUUCAACCUGCAAUUUCUCCGAUUGCUUCUUCCCUGAAGAAGAUGAAGGCUCCGCCACCAUCCAUCGUUAUGGCACUGCCACCUCCACCUCCUAAUAAAGAUUGUACAUCAGUGGCAUGCAGUGAGCCCUUAACAUAUACACCUCCUGGAUCACCUUGUGGUUGUGUGUGGCCAAUUCAAGUUAAGCUUCAGCUUGGUGUUUCAAUAUACACCUUUUUUCCUUUGGUUUCAGAACUGGCUCAGGAAAUUGCUGCUAGUAUAAGACUAAAUCACAGUCAAGUUAGGAUUAUGGGGGCAAAUGCAGCUAGUCAGGAGCUUGAGAAAAGUACAGUCCUCAUCAACUUGGUACCAUGGGAAGUAAAAUUUGACUAUACAACAGCAUUAUUAAUCUAUAAUAAGUUUUGGAGUAGACAGGUCUUGAUAAAGGCCUCCCUUUUUGGUCCCUAUGAAGUCGGUUAUGUUCGCUAUCCAGGUCUUCCACCCUCACCGCCUGUAGCGAGUUCCAGUGUUUCUGCUAUUGAUGACGGGCCAUUCACUGGCCAUAACAAUCAUGGACAAGCGAUAAAACCUUUAGGAGUUGAUGUUCCCAAGAGGAAGAGAGAAGGGCCUACACGAAGCAUGAUAGCUGUGAUUAUUCUGUCAUCCUUUUCAGCCUUUGUUGUAUGCUUGGGGAUCAUUUGGCUUUUUCUUUGGAAAUGGGGCGCUUGUGUCAAUGAACCGGAACAUAAACGGCAAACUACAACGUUUUCUCCACCACCACCGUCAGGGUCUACUAGAGCUGUGAUGCAAGGAAGCAAGUCCAGUGCUGCAUCAAUGUCUAUUAGUUCCGGUGGGAUGACAUAUACAGGAUUGGCAAAGAACUUCACCUUAAAUGAUAUAGAAAGAGCGACAAAUAGCUUUGAUGCUUCACGGGUGAUUGGCGAAGGGGGUUUCGGCAUUGUCUAUAGAGGCAGUUUAGAUGAUGGAGCUGCGGUGGCUGUUAAAGUUCUGAAGAGGGAGGACCAACAUGGGGGACAAGAAUUCUUGGCAGAAGUGGAGAUGCUUAGCCGCCUGCACCACAGAAAUCUGGUUAAACUGAUUGGUAUUUGCACUGAGGACAAUACGCGUUGUCUCAUCUAUGAACUUGUUCCAAAUGGAAGUCUUGAAUCCCAUUUGCAUGGAGUUGAGAAGGAAACUGAUCCACUCGACUGGGGUGCUCGAAUGAAGAUUGCGCUCGGUGCAGCUCGAGGUUUAGCUUAUUUACAUGAAGACUCCAGCCCCCGUGUUAUACACCGAGACUUCAAGUCCAGCAACAUCUUGCUGGAACAUGAUUUUACACCAAAAGUUUCGGAUUUUGGAUUGGCUAGAACCGCAAUAGAUGAAGGGAACAAAUACAUCUCAACACAUGUGAUGGGAACCUUUGGUUACUUGGCUCCGGAGUAUGCAAUGACCGGUCACCUUCUUGUCAAAAGUGACGUUUACAGUUAUGGGGUGGUUCUACUUGAGCUCUUAACAGGGAGGAAACCUGUGGACUUGUUACAGCCCCCGGGUCAAGAAAAUCUCGUUGCAUGGGCUCGUCCACUCCUUACAGACAAGGAAGGUCUGGAAAUGGUCAUCGAUCCAGCCAUAAAAUCUGAUAUCUCACUUGAUAGCAUAGCAAAGGUAGCGGCAAUUGCAUCAAUGUGCGUGCAGCCGGAAGUAUCUCAUCGGCCAUUCAUGGGUGAAGUUGUUCAAGCAUUAAAACUAGUAUGUAAUGAAUUUGAUGAGAGAAUGGAGGUAGAAUCAAAAGCUGGCAUCCAGGAGGACUUCCCUAAAACUGUAGAUAGUAAACUUAGUAGACUUUCAAGUGAGCCUGUGGAAGCUUCAGAUACCUAUCACCCAAUACCUGGCUAUGAUUAUAGCCAUGAGAGCAAUAUACCAUUGUCUUCAUCGGAUCUUUUAAGUAUCCCACCGGGACCUGAGCUGCAGGAGCCUGGGUCAUUUAGGAGGCACUCGUGUUCGGCCCCCCUAGGAACAGGAAGGAGAAGACAUUUCUUGCAGAGAAUAAGAAGUUUAUCGAGAGGCAGCCGAAGUGAACACGGAUUUUCUGUCAAAUUCUGGCGAGGGUCUCGUUAAAAUUUUGCUAAAACUGUUUUCAUUGAAGUUGCAAUAAUUUCCAUGGGAAAUUAGAGUUUGUUUUCUUGAGUAAGAACAGGGAAAUUUACAGAAUCCAGACUGAUGCUUUAUUCUCUUACAUGCAUGCACCAGAUGAAAAGUUGUGAAUUUUGUUCUUUUUUCUCUUGAUAUAGUAUGUCAGUUAUGGUUUCCAUCAA